AUGGAAUCUUUGCGCGGAAGUCAUUCACUCUCAGUUCCGAAAACGGAAACCAAGUCGCCGAUCGACGAAAUGCAAAGCCUUCAAUUUGAUAUCGAAGCUGAGAAUCGAGUUCUGAUGGAGUUGUUGAAGAGGAGAGAUGAUGAGAUACAGGAAAUACAACGAAUGAGUGAUUCUUCAGCAACAAAAGAACACCGCGAAACGAUCAAAGCUUUGGAAAACGAAGUGCUCAGGCUGAAAACCGAGAACGAACAGCAGAAGCAAUCACUGAAUGAGAUGACUUCGGAACUAAUGGCGAAUCAUGUGACCGGAUACAUGCCCGACAUUUUGGACAGCAAA
This is a messenger RNA of Mesorhabditis belari, 336 nucleotides long. Lineage: Eukaryota; Metazoa; Nematoda; Chromadorea; Rhabditida; Rhabditidae. The record is from the annotation of a GenBank genome assembly.